GGCAAACCUGACUGUUUGAAAAAUCUCACAUUCCUUCGUACUGGAAUACUAGACUCUUUGGAAGGAGAAGAAUUUGAAAAUUUGGUUAAAGAGCAUGGUGGAAAGGUGGUACAUGGUGUUUCCAAAAAAGUGAACUAUCUUGUUGUUGGUGAAGAUCCAGGUCCGGUUAAGCUCGAUAAAGCUAGGGGUCUCAAUAUACCAGAGAUCAAUGAAGACGAAUUCUUAGAUAUGAUUUUGGUGAAGUCCGGCAUGAAAGCCAAGUUUUCAAAAAUGAUCUCCGAUGUUUCCAUAGAAUCAGGUAUCGCCACUGAAGAAGAACCUGAAAAAAACAAAACUAAAGAAAUCAAGAAGGAGGAAAAAGUGAGAAGCAAGUCUAAAGAUAAGUCGUCCAAAGAAGAAGCAAAAGAAAAGAUUUCUGAAUCUAAAAAAUUUGCAGAAAACAAAGAUAGUGAAAAAUCCAAAAUUCAUUCAUCGAAGCCUAAAGAAAAAGCUGCUUCUAGAGAAUCUCUGAAAGAAAAAAAUGUAGAAAACAAGGAGAGUAAAAAUUCUAAAAGCAAUUCAUCAAAACCUAAAGAAAAAACUGAUUCUAGAGUAUCUCAUGAAGAACAACAUAAACUGAAAGAUACUCCUAGUGAAAAAGGUAAACCUUUCAAAUCUGAAGACUUACCACAAAUUGAUCGUCCCAAGACAGCGACUUCGGAUGACUGUAUGUCUUGGACGGAGAAGUACAAACCAAAAGACUUAAAGGGAAUAAUUGGGCAGCAGGGCGAUAGCAGUAAUAUGAGUAAAUUGCAGAAAUGGUUGAAAAACUGGUACAGAAACCAACUUCCAGAAGUACGUAAGAAAAUACCUAGGCCUUCGCCUUGGGCUAAGAAUGACGAUGGAGCUUUUUACAAAGCUGCAUUAUUAAGUGGCCCCCCUGGAGUAGGAAAAACAACAACAGCCACUUUGGUAUCUAAAGACAUGGGCUUCGAUGUAGUUGAAUUCAAUGCGUCCGACACCAGGAGUAAAAGAUUAUUGCAUGAAGAGGUGUCUCAGUUAUUGAGUACCACAACUAUCGCUGGAUUUGCUGCUGGCAAAAAGACAACUGACAAAAAACGCGUUCUCUUGAUGGACGAAGUUGAUGGAAUGGCUGGCAACGAAGAUAGAGGAGGAAUUCAAGAACUGAUCAACCUCAUAAAAAAUACCAGCAUUCCCAUAAUUUGCAUGUGUAAUGACAGAAACCACCAGAAAAUGAGGUCGUUGGUCAAUUAUUGCUUCGAUCUGAGGUUUAACAAACCUCGACCUGAACAAAUCAGGGGAGCAAUGAUGUCCAUCUGUUUCAAAGAAGGUAUCAAAAUCCCUCCUGCUGCCCUUUCGGAAAUAAUCACAGGUACCGGAUGCGACAUUCGGCAGACUUUGAACCACUUGGCUAUGUGGUCAGCGGACGAGAAAAAUCUGUCUUUGGACACUGUUCAGAAAGAGACGAAAUCUUCGAAGAAAGAUACGAUUUUGGGACCGUGGGAGGUUAUCAAGAUGGUUUUCAGCCAGUCCGAACACAAAGAUAUGACUGUAGCCGAUAGAUCCAGGCUGUUCUUUUACGAUUACAGUUUAGGGCCGCUGUUUGUACAGGAGAAUUAUUUGAACGUAACCACUAAUUGUCCAAGAAAAGACAUUAUGAAGCGAGUGGCUCUUGCCGCUGACGCUAUCAGCAUGGGAGAUUUGAUAGAUUCCAAAAUAAGAGGUUCGAAUAAUUGGUCCCUUCUGGAAAGUCAGGCCAUAUAUUCGUCAGUGCUUCCGGGAUUUUACAUGUCCGGAUCUAUUAGUGGCAGAAUUAAUUUUCCGGGCUGGUUAGGAAAGAAUUCGUCUGCCAAUAAACACAAGAGGAUGCUCAGCGAGCUACAAGUUCACACCAGAAUAAGUACUUCUGGGAACAAGAUGGCUAUGAAACUGGACUAUUUACUACCCCUGCGAAACGCCAUAAUACUUCCUUUGAAAAAAUAUGGUACAGAUGGAAUACAUCAAGCUAUCCAAGUAAUGAAAGCCUACAAUCUGCUGAGAGAAGAUUUGACGAAUCUCAUUGAACUUUGUCAGUGGAAAGACGCUAAGAACCCCUUCAACGAUAUCGACGCCAAGGUCAAAUCCGCUUUUACGAGGGCUUACAACAAAGAAACCCCUCUGUUGCCUUUUGCUCCAGGAGCUGGAUUUUCAAAGAAGAAAAUGAGCAGCGAAGAGGCCGAUUUGUUGGAUACUGAGGAUUUUGAAGAGUCUGACACCGAGGAGAAAGACGAUGUCACUGCUGAUACUAUGAUUAAGGUCAAAACUAAAGCAGAUAAGAGUAAGAAAGAGAGCGCCAAAGCCAGUACUAGCAAGGGAAAAGAAACUUCAAAAGGCAAAACAAAAACAAAGAAGAAAUAAAUUGAAAUCUCGUAAUUGUUUAUGCUAUAUUGAAUCUUCAAGGAAACAUUUUUGAACUGCUGAUAUUUUUGUCGUCUCAUCUGUAAUAAUUUUAUUUUUUUACAAAAACAAUGUCGGUGUUUAUUUCCGAAAACGUUGUACGUAGUUUACGUUUUGUUGCUUAUUAUAUAUUUUUUGUAA
Messenger RNA from Leptinotarsa decemlineata (Colorado potato beetle), 2577 nucleotides. It is a transcript of the gene Gnf1, whose product is annotated as Germ line transcription factor 1. The record is from RefSeq and is a predicted model, not a curated record. Gene Ontology annotation, cellular component: DNA replication factor C complex; nucleus. Gene Ontology annotation, biological process: DNA replication; DNA repair. NCBI's taxonomy places the organism in Eukaryota, Metazoa, Arthropoda, Insecta, Coleoptera, Chrysomelidae. Gene Ontology annotation, molecular function: DNA binding; ATP binding; DNA clamp loader activity.